AUGUCCAGUUUUCCCUCCUCUCUCCAGUUCCCUACCGAGCACUCAUACGUCCCUGAUGGCCAAGGUCUUCAACCUAGGCAGUAUGUCUUCAAUGUCAUUCCUAACGACACAUCUCCAUACCCUGACGUCGCGUCUCUGUCACCCGAUUCCAUCGACACUCCAUCUCCAUCUUCUUCUCAAUACGACGAACCCACUGCCGUCAAGGGCUCUUCUCGUAGGAAGAACCAUAUUCCCCGACCUCUAAACUCCUACUUCAUCUUCCGCAAAGACAUCAUCGACAAGAAGAUUAUUACCAAGGACACAGAGAACGACAGUCGUCACCUUUCUAGAAUCAUUGGAGAGUUGUGGAAUAACCUGUCGUCCGAGGAGAAGGAAUGCUAUGACCGUCGCGCAGAGGACGAAAAGAUUAAACAUCAGGAUCGCUAUCCCAACUAUGUCUACCAACCACGGAAGCGUACCACUCCCCCCAAGAAGAGGAACGCUAAACGGAACUCGCCAGAAGAUAUAAACAGGUCCAAAGGCGUUGCGCAUUUGUUAUCUGCCGGCAAGACAGGCUCGGAUCUGGAGGGCGCUGUGAAGCAAAUGUCUGCGACUCCUCAACCCCAACCUCAACCUCAGGCUGAGGUCGAACCUCAGAAGAAGCGCGUUUCUGAAAAGCGCGUUCCUCCGCCUGCUCAAAGUCCUCCCGGACCUCAGGGGUGGGAGGCAGAUGAUGUGACGCAUCAGGUCGAGACCACUAUUCCAUCUACGAGCUCUCUCGACGAAAGCGCCUUCUCUCCCGCUUCCUUCGAGUCGGAACAUAUGACCAACCCCUGUAUUCUCAAUACUGGGUAUUACGAUGCAAGCGCCGAACUUGAGAAUCUUCUCGCUACAUAUACAAAUUCAAGCGACUUCACCGAAGUCGAUUCAUACGAUGGUAUAUACCGUCUGGUCUCGGAUUCGUGGCCUUACCCUUGA
Guyanagaster necrorhizus is the source of this 957-nucleotide messenger RNA. RefSeq lists its product as uncharacterized. The transcript is spliced from 5 exons. Gene Ontology annotation, cellular component: nucleus. The record is from RefSeq and is a predicted model, not a curated record. Gene Ontology annotation, molecular function: RNA polymerase II cis-regulatory region sequence-specific DNA binding; DNA-binding transcription activator activity, RNA polymerase II-specific. Bases 1 to 957 code for a protein of 318 amino acids. Gene Ontology annotation, biological process: cell differentiation; positive regulation of transcription by RNA polymerase II. Lineage: Eukaryota; Fungi; Basidiomycota; Agaricomycetes; Agaricales; Physalacriaceae.